AUGCAACAAGAAGAAGACACUCGGAAGCCGACAUACCAUCAUCAAGACGUAUUUCCUGAUGAUAUCUUGUAUCAAAUAUUUUCCUAUUCAUUGCUUCCGAUCAUACAAUUUCAUUAUUCACUCGUUUGUAAGCAAUGGUAUCAUCUCACCAAUCAUGAAACAUUUUAUAGAAAUUAUUAUAACGAUGCCAUUCAUAACGGAUUGAAUAACUUUUUGAAUCCCACCCAUUCCGAUCGGAUGAAAUAUUUAUUUGAUUGGACUGAAUUUGUGAGUCAUCUUCAUCCAGAACACUAUGAAGCCUUACAACAAUUAAAGAAAAAUAUUCGUGUGGAGGAUGUGAGCGAAUGGUCAGAUUCUGAUUUGCAUUACGGUAUCCUGAAUUUUCAAACAAUCAUCAGGAGAAAGGAAAUCCAAGCGAAUUAUUAUUGA
Molecule: messenger RNA, 429 nt
Organism: Naegleria lovaniensis
Lineage: Eukaryota; Heterolobosea; Eutetramitea; Acrasida; Naegleriidae
Exons: 1
Coding region: 1-429 (142 amino acids)
Molecular function (GO): protein binding
Source: RefSeq, a predicted model, not a curated record